AUUUUUUCACUGUCAGAAUUAAAGUCUAUGGAUGAAAUGAUUUUUGAUCAACACUAGUAUCUUCUAUUAAGAGGAUAAGACAAUAGACCGGCACUUAUGAUUGAGUGCGGUAAAGUAUGUUGCAGCAGUCGUUUCGUGGAUCCCAACCCAUAAAAUAAUAUUUGCAGAUGAAAGUAGCAACUGAGUAGGUUUGGUUUCCAGGUCUCAUUACUUCUUACUGGAUAUGUGAGUAUUUAAUUGGUUAUUACAUCUUUGGGUAGAGCACUACAAACAUCUUUCUCAGAACGGCAACUCAUUGUUAACGUUCUCUUGGACUGUCUCUGAUCAGCUACCCUAGCUACUUGCUUAUUUAUAUGAGAAGAAAGUCUUAACAGAACUAAGACAAUAAAGAUGGAUGAGUCACUGCUUGAGGUGGAUGUGGAACCGUUGUCAUCAUCAUCAUCAUCAUUAGCGAAAAGGUGGGAGGUACUGGUAAUGGGAGAAAUGAAGAAGGUGAGUUACAUAGCAAUGCCGAUGGUGGUCACAACUGUUUCCCAGUACAUGUUAAGGGUUAUUUCCAUGAUGAUGAUUGGCCACCUGGGUGAGCUCUCUCUGUCUGGUGCCUCCAUCGCCACUUCUCUUACCAACGUCACUGGCUUCAGUCUUCUGUUUGGGAUGUCAAGUGCACUGGAAACACUUUGUGGCCAAGCUUAUGGAGCAGAACGAUACCAGAUGUUAGGAAUCUAUACCUAUGGAGCCAUCAUAUCUCUACUUUUAGUUUGUAUACCAAUAUCUGUUCUAUGGAUCUUCACAGAAAGACUACUUAUUUUGAUCGGUCAAGACCCUUUAAUCUCACAUGAAGCUGGCAAUUAUUCAAUUUGGCUUAUUCCCACCCUAUUUCCAUACGCAAUUCUUCAAUUGUUGAUUCGCUUCUUGUUAGCUCAAAGUUUGAUAUAUCCAAUGCUUUUAAGUUCUGUGGCAGCUUUAGUGUUCCACAUACCUAUAUCAUGGCUGCUAGUAUUCAAGUUUAAGAUUGGAAGUGCCGGGGCAGCACUAGGCAUCGGUUUGUCAUAUUGGCUUAAUGUUGUCUUGCUUGGAAUUUAUGUCAAGUAUGCAUCAUCAUGUGAAAAGACUAGGAUCUCAUUCUCACAGCAUGUCUUUCCAAGCAUUAGAGAAUUUUUCCGACUGGGCAUACCUUCUGCUAUCAUGAUAUGUCUUGAGUGGUGGUCGUAUGAGCUUGUUAUAUUGCUCUCUGGCCUUUUGCCUAAUCCUCAACUUGAAACAUCAGUCCUGUCAAUAUGUCUUGUAGUCUCUUCACUUCACUACUUCAUACCAUACUCUUUUGGUGCUGCUGCAAGCACUCGAGUCUCGAAUGAAUUAGGUGCAGGGCAUCCAGAGGCAGCUAGCCUGGCUGCUUGGGUUGCAUCAUUUCUUGCGGUUAUAGAGGGGGUCACUGCAAGUGCAAUUCUUUUUAGCUGCAGGUCUGUACUGGGAUAUGCUUUCGGGGAAGAGAAAGAAUUGGUUGAUUAUGUCAAAGAUAUGGUUCCCCUUUUGAGUCUUUCUGUUCUGAUGGACUGCUUAGCAGCACUGUUUUCUGGGGUUGCUAGAGGAGUUGGGUGGCAGCAUCUAGGAGCAUAUGUGAACCUUGGAGCAUUUUUUCUGUGUGGAAUUCCGAUGGCAUGUGUGUUGGCUUUCGUUUUUCAUUGGAGAGGGAAGGGCCUUUGGACAGGUUUAACUACUGCUUCUUUGCUGCAAGGUUUGAUGCUUAUGAUGAUAACAUUCUUCACAAACUGGAAGAAGCAGGCAAGAGCGGCAAGGCAGAGGACAAUUGAGGGGCGAUCUCAGCUAACAAUUGAAUAAGUAAACACUUCAUUAUAAGGCUUCUAAUAAAAGUUUUCUUGGAAGAAGCUGUCCUAUUUCCUAAGAUGGCACCAGUGCACCGUAAAAAAGGUUUAAAGGAGCAAUCCCUUCUCUGAAAUUUUAUGAUCUGAAUAUGCAGUUGUGAAUUGAAUUAGAAAUAGAUUCACAUUUUGCUGGAUGCAAAUGUGUUGGAAGUUUGUAUCGUUUUUCUUAUUUGAUAAAAAUGGCCGUCCUCCACUGGAACUGUUUCACGCUAUGUUCAACACUAUUUGUAUAACAUUGUUCUGCACUGUUCUCAGGCUAAAA
Molecule: messenger RNA, 2145 nt
Organism: Daucus carota subsp. sativus
Lineage: Eukaryota; Viridiplantae; Streptophyta; Magnoliopsida; Apiales; Apiaceae
Product: protein DETOXIFICATION 14
Exons: 7
Coding region: 391-1839 (482 amino acids)
Biological process (GO): xenobiotic detoxification by transmembrane export across the plasma membrane
Cellular component (GO): membrane
Molecular function (GO): antiporter activity; xenobiotic transmembrane transporter activity
Source: RefSeq, a predicted model, not a curated record